GUUGGAAAUAGAGCCAUUAUAAGGUAUUACCGCCUGACUUAGACCUCUGGAGAGCCGCUAUAGACGACAAAAACGACGACGACCUUCCUGUUCACUGCGAUAAGCGAAGACUGUUCAACACAGCAAGAGUUCAUACGAGACCAGGGCCCCAUCAUUUCGUGUGAGAUCCGCAACAGCUCGGCAGAUUAUGGAAACGGUUCCUUGGAACAGAUAUUAGACUGGAUAUUGAAGUGUAAAGCAGCCAAAGCUAACGAUUGGGAAAUAUAGAGAUCAAAGAAGACUACUCCGAUAGUAUUGACAGAGAUGGCCAAGGCCCCUAGAAAGAAUACAGUGGCUGUGAAGGGCACGCGUGCUUCAAAGGCACCAGGCAAGACAAUCCUACCGCCGAGUAUGCGUGCCAAACAGAAACAGAGGUUUAGCCUCGUUGAUUCGAGCGAUUCCAGUGACUUGAGCGAAUUUGAGUCGGAAGAUGAGCCAGCAACUACCGGUGGGCAAUUCCACGCUGUUGAGAGUGACAGUGACGAUGAAGAGCAAGAAGAACAUGAUUUAUUAUGGAAGACACAUGCUGGUCAGGUUGUUAAUACAUCAAGUGAAGAUGAUGAGGACGAUGAUACGAGUUCCUCGGACGAUGACGAUGAGGACUACGUCAAACUAACAGCUGAGAGAAAGGCCAAGGCGUUGCAGCGUCACAGGUCGAGCUCGCCGUUUAAGGAGCCUUCGCCUUCAAAGCCUGCUGCCCACGAUGUUGACUUCUCAUUUGAUUGGAACAACGGUAGUCAUAUGUUGAAAAUUGAGAACGCAGAAGAGGAGGAUGUUGGUGAAGAGCUUAGUGGGGUAGUCAUUCCAGAGACUAAUGAAAUGCCUAUAGCUGGUGAACCUUUGGGGCUGGUGGACAUUGAAGACUCCGAUUCUGAUGGUGAUAUCGAUAGGGAUGAGCUCCUUCGAACUCUGGAGCAAGAGAGCGAUGGUGUCGAUACAGGCUUCGAGACUGGCGAAGACGACUACAACCUCCUUCAGGAGGAAGCUCAGAAUAUAGCGCAAGAUUACAGCAAUGGUAACUUUGAUCUCAGUGGACAGACAACUCCUAGAAACUCUGUUGUCGAAGAUAUGAUCAAGAAGCACAAGCAGGAGGCCCUGGAUAACGCUGAAGCCAUUCAAUACGUCUCGGAUGAUGAUGACGAUGAUGAUGAUGGAUAUGGGGACUAUGACGAUGAUUACGAUGAAGAGGCAUUCACGAUACCGUAUUUUGACGACUCGGUCUUCAAGGAUAAAUUGCUAUAUACCUCUGAGGGUGCAAUGAAUGCCACUCAGAAGAAGCAGCACGACGUUGAUAGCGAGGACGACUCUUAUCUCUGGAACUAUUUUUUCAGUGGUGGAGAAGGCUCUGAUGACUCUCACGAUGAACCAAUGAGCGAUGAUGAAGCGACGGAUGAAGAUACAACGUUACCUCCACCAUCCUCAAGGAAAAAGGUUGGGUCAAAGGCUCAAGAAUUAUUAUCCUCCUCAUCGAUAAUUGCAAGGCCACCUGCUUUAGGAACAUGGUCUACAGACUCAAAGCCCUUUGGUAUCAUUGACGGUUUAUCGACUCGCUCUCUAAUCCCAGCCACUCCGAAGCCAGGAGCUGUACCACACACCACUGCUGGUACUGGCAUUACUGCUGCUGGCACAAACACUACACCACAGAGUAACAACGAGGAGUUCACACUUGAUGAGCUUUUAAACAUGAGUGAGAUGGAGGACGACGAGAAUGACGAUCACUUGGACCACCAACAAUGGCUGGAAGUGACAUCUUCAAAUCGCAAAGUUCCUCUAUCUGCAUUCAGAAAUAAGGGGAUUGUCAAUGACGAUAUACAUUUGAAUGCCACCAGAAGAUUCAGUCAUAGUGCAUCAGGGCCAAAGUUGAAGUCCAAGAGACUACGAAACGAGGUCAUCAUGACCCCUGUUCGUUCUAAGGUGAAAGCCCCUCCAUCAAUCCCGGAACAACAGAAGCAACAGCAAGAACAGCUCCAGAACCAGCAGCUACAACAACCACGACAACAGUCUCAAAAUCCGAUACGUAAAAGACGUGGUUCGAAGCUUCGUAGACGUCUUUCGAUGGCUGAAGCUGCAGGUGAGGGACUACGUCUAACGAGGAGUGGUCUCUUCAGUGAAGAUACUUUAGCAAACGUUGAAGAGUUUCUCAGUGGCAUGGGUAAUGAAGCUGAGCUCAGCUUGUUGUUUCGUGAGAUUGAAUAAUUUAUAUUGCAUUUAACGCUUCUUUUGACGAAAAGACUAUUUCAAAGGGAAAGAGGUAUACCUAAAUAACAAGACAAUAUCUUUCUACGCUACUUUAAACUAACAUCUAC
This is a messenger RNA of Williopsis jadinii, 2345 nucleotides long. RefSeq names its product Ifh1p (gene IFH1). Gene Ontology annotation, molecular function: transcription coregulator activity. The record is from RefSeq and is a predicted model, not a curated record. NCBI's taxonomy places the organism in Eukaryota, Fungi, Ascomycota, Saccharomycetes, Phaffomycetales, Wickerhamomycetaceae. The coding region runs from base 304 to 2235 and encodes 643 amino acids. The transcript is spliced from 2 exons. Gene Ontology annotation, biological process: regulation of ribosomal protein gene transcription by RNA polymerase II.